Odontomachus brunneus is the source of this 2100-nucleotide messenger RNA. RefSeq lists its product as uncharacterized. The record is from RefSeq and is a predicted model, not a curated record. The coding region runs from base 1033 to 1557 and encodes 174 amino acids. Lineage: Eukaryota; Metazoa; Arthropoda; Insecta; Hymenoptera; Formicidae. The transcript is spliced from 8 exons.
UCGGUUUCGGUGACGUUCGUCCACGUUCGAAAGCCGGUUCGUGUCUACUGCGAUUUCGGCUCGUCCAGGGUGAGUUCCGCGCACGAAUCGUCAUCAGGGGUGCUGGAAAUAAAUUUUGCUCGUCGUCGUGGCAAGACGUCGGUAAAUGGUAGCCGAAGAUGAACAUUCUGUGGGACGGUUUGUCACAGGUAUCGUACGACUGUUAUGGCUGUGUAAAGACUAAAGUCCGUAUUCUAAGUUCUCUUUUAACGAUAAAUGAGCCUUUAAAAGAGACUUAAAGUCACCUGAGAAGCUACAUUUAAAGCACUUUUAUCGAUAAAAGAGGAUUCAAAAUAUAGGCCCAAGUUGCUAUUCAUCGUUUUCGGCCCGGUGAAAGACUCUCGGACACGAGUCAUCAUCGAAGAUAAAAUCCGUGCGCUUAUCUUGACGAAAUAUCGGUAGACAAUCAUGGAAAAUAAUCACUUCGCGGAACGGUCAUCGACAGCAAUGGGUGAAGUGUCGCAUAACCGUUACUGCGGUCGUUUAGAGUGUGAGCUUCUGUCCUUUCGCGUUUUCGACUUUCCGAAGGAGUCUCGCGAAUCAUCGUCAUGGGGAAAUAGGUUUCGCUCGUGGCAAAAUGUCGUGGGAAAGUCGCCGAAAGUAAGUACUUCGCGAGACGAAUUAUCGGAAUACCGAGCAAAGUUAGUCACAUUUGAUGCUUCGAGAAUCGCAAUUGUCGGCGUCAGUAAGGGAACAGACAGCGACGCUAUGGUGCGGAUCCCGCAAGCUGUCCAGUAUUUCCCGCGAAUUCGACUCGUCGAAAGCGAGUGAAUUACCGCCGGUGAUAUUGAAGCAAGUAAGUUUCGCGCAUUGUCGCGGCAAGAUGUCGCCAAACAACCGCCGAAUAUCUCGCGGUUCGUCGGGAAUGAGGAACAAAGCACUGCACAUUCGUUGUUAUAACAGUUUGAACUUAAAAUGGCUGUUAAUUCGUCGAGAAAAAAUUUCGCGCGCGAAGUAUCAUCGGGAGUGUCGUAAAUAAGUCUUGCAUACAAAAUGUCGUCGGGAGUGCCGAAAAUGAGUUUCGCGCGCAAAAUGUCGUCGGGAGUGCCGAAAAUCAAUCUCACGCGUUUUUAUCAACAAGACGUCGUUAAAUGGAUAUUCUAUUGCGGAACAGAUGAGAAAUACAGAGCGAGAUGUGUUCUGAGAGCUUCCGAUCUGCCGAACGACAAGUGGGACAUGGAGAAAGCGGCAGUAAUGGGAUUAACCAUUUGCAGCACACAGGAAUAUAUUAUAUCGGUUGCGGCAAACGGAUUGAUCCACGAUCGUGCCUGGCGUAACGUAGGAACGAUUACGAUCGCAAGUACCGCAUCAAUGGCGUCCGGCGAAAUCCUCGCAUUCACAGGCGUUUCAUCGAUUCUUGCUGUUCUCUCGCGGAAUCAAAUGGUUGGAGCGUAUUGUGGAUUCAGGCACGACGAGGAUCAAGAAUUGGAAGAAGAGGUUCGCGUUGCUCCAGCGAGAAUUGCGGAGGAAGCGCGAUACUUAAAGCCAGGAGCACACAGAAAGAGACGUAAGCAGUAAGCAGUAAAACUUAAGCAGUCAGCAAAUUGACCAAGCACAUCAGAUGAUUCUUCUCGGGCACACAGAAAAACGCUACAAUACCUAGAGGAGGCCGACUACCAGCUGCACCCGCACUCAAUGUCACUCGGCCGAGACCGCCGCAGGAGAGCAUCCGAUGAGCGCGAGCGAGCCGCGGCGCCGUGCCGGCACAGAAUGGUAUGACGACGACGACGACGAGGGCAGCGGCGACGACGAGGAUGACAGCGGAGACUACUCGGAUGAGUAACAAAGCACGCUGAAGACUACAACCGACCGCGUCUCGUGGGUCGGCCCGGACGUAUCGCGAGCUGUAAUCUGGAUGCACCGCUCUGACAUUUUGAAGAAUCCCGAUGAAGGAUGGGCGCGAGCCGCAUACUUUCGAGAUACUCGCAACAGGAUUACUAAUGGAAAAACGGAAUAAUACCAACUGGAAAGUUCGCCCCAUCACAGUCCCAUCGUAGACCCUCAUUCGCCCGGAUUCUCAAUAUCGAUUCCGAUCGACAGCGGGGAUCGAUGCCACCCGUG